Messenger RNA from Bactrocera latifrons, 1851 nucleotides. Its product is annotated as solute carrier family 2, facilitated glucose transporter member 2. Gene Ontology annotation, molecular function: transmembrane transporter activity. Gene Ontology annotation, cellular component: membrane. The coding region runs from base 316 to 1746 and encodes 476 amino acids. The record is from RefSeq and is a predicted model, not a curated record. NCBI's taxonomy places the organism in Eukaryota, Metazoa, Arthropoda, Insecta, Diptera, Tephritidae. The transcript has 3 exons. Gene Ontology annotation, biological process: transmembrane transport.
AGUUGCGAGUCAGUGGAACAAGCAAGCAAGUCCGCUGAGCGUCUAUCAUAGGCAAAGUCAGACUUCAACACGAAUUUUUAAGUGUCUUAAGUGUCUCUCUAAUUGCGUGAGUGCAUGGUAAAAGUGCAAACCAAUCCGUCGCAGGUCUAAUAGCAGUCUACAGAAUGGCAGUUUUCGAAAAAGCUACGGUGGAGUUGUUGUAAAAAUAAUCAAUAAAAUCGAUGAAAGUAAAUACGUGAAUUAUCAAAGUAGCAGUAAAAAGUAUUUUGAAGUUAAACUGCAAAGCAUAAAUUCAACACACACGAUUUAUACGUGAUGCCCCUGCCACCCAGCAUCGAGGAGCCGGGCAAACAAUCAUGGCUGCGUAUGCUCUAUCGGUAUCGACUUCAAUUUCAGGCAAUGACUUCAGCGUCUACUAUUUUCUUCGCUGGUGGCUUGAAGCUGGCUUGGUGUAUAUUUGAAAAACCAGUUAGCGGUUCGCAAACGCUCAUCGACACCCAUCUGCUGACAAUCGCAUGGUUUGUUGGCGUAGCUGCAGGAGCAAUCAUGGCAGGCGCGUUCGUCCACCGCGUUAACAAGAAUAUAUCACAUGGGACAAGCGGCACACUCCUUCUGCUUGGGGGCCUGCUCUUUGCCUGCGCACCCACCUCAUUUGCCUGCAUACUGUGCAGUUGCUUAUUGGAAGGCUCAGCUUAUGGCAUCAAUCAAGUACAGGGCCUCGUGACAGCCGGGGAGGUGGCACACAAAGACAUACGCGGCUUGUUGGUUUCCAGCGAGCGAGUUUUUCUUUGGCUAGGCAUCUGUCUGCAGCUGUUUUGCACGCGACUGUGGUUCUUAUACGAGCCCACAAAGGGCUAUCCGCUGCACCUAAAUCAAUUACAUGGCACUGUGGUAAUCUUGGUGGCGCUGUGUGCGCUGGCCUGCAACACCCUCUACCGCUUCGAGUCGCCACUGCUGCUGCAUAUGCAAGAGCGUGACUUAGCCGCCACAUGUGUAAUGAAUCGACUACAGAGCACCAGCUACACCAGCGCAGAGUUGACGCAAAAGCAUGAGGAUUGCAAACAGAUGCUGGAGCAUGAUGCGCGCCCGAUGGCGCGAAAGGCGGUGCGCAAGAGCAACUCACUGCCGCUGCUCAAGAUGCUAUUACUGCGUUGCUACGGCACCAUUUCGCUGUCGUUGCCCGUCAAUCGCACAUUUGUCACCGCAAGUAUGACGGGCUUGAAUUGCGCCACAAACUGUGUUUACCUCUUGUCUCUUUGCGGUGUGCUCGGCAGCGUUAUGGGCGCUUUGUGCGUGGACAUAUGUGGGCGCAGAAGGAUCGCUGUUAUUUGCCUGCUCUUCUCUGGAACUUGCGCGUUUCUCUUGGCUGGCGUGCUGCGGUAUAUCUACGAGCAAAUUUCGUUGGUUCUACUGACGCACCUGACAUUCGAAUUGGUCGUCUACCUGAUGUGGUGCUAUCAGGCUUUCAUAUGCGCUGGCGUUUCGUUGAUCUCCAGUGUGUAUAUGUCAGAAGCAUUUACCGUGUCUGCGAAGGCGUGCUGCUUGGCGUUGGUAGUAGUUUGCGAACAAUUCGUGCAAAUAGCGCUGGCUUUGCUGGUAUUCUACACGGAUUUCAACGAACCGCACUUUUUCUUCAUUGUAGGGGUGCUGGGUAUGCUCCUGGGCAUACUAGCUUUAUUCACUUUGCCUGAAACUAUGAAAAUAUCGCUUUACGAAUGUCUUCUGAAGUUCAACAAUGUUCCUUAAUACAUUUAAGUUAAUCUUAGCAAUGAAAUCGAAUUUAUGUAAGUUAGAUCUCCAUGCUUUAGCCAAUAGACAAAUAUAAAAUAUAUUACAGUCAUAAUAAUCAAA